UCCGUCCUCCGCUUUGACUGACUGAAAAGCAUACGCAUGCAUGUUGGGAGGGAUAUGGCCUGACCAGGCGCAUAAUAAGCUUGAUGCUGUCUGAUAUUCUGAUUUACCGCUAUUAUUAUUGAGCUACAGCUUACAGGCAAGCCGGAUCAAAUCCCGAUAAGAUAAGAGAGAGGGGACCCAAAAAGUGCGGAGGCCGUCGACCUGGCGCGGGUUUCGGAGGUGGCCGAUAAGGACCUCCCCAUCCUCUUUCCUCCCUCCCCUUCGCCCCAAGGGCGAGUCAAAGCUGCGCCAACUUAAAGACGCUUUUGAUCCCCGGUUGUACGAUCGUUUUUCUGUGUACCUGCAUACCCUGCACAUUUGCUCUUGCAAUCGGACAUUUUCCUCUACCUCCCUGUUUCCUUCAAACAUGUCUUCCCCCAUCACUGCGGCCCGCUACGGCAAGGACAAUGUCCGAGUAUACAAGGUCCACCGGGACGAGAAGACGGGCGUCCAGACUGUCGUCGAGAUGACCGUCUGUGUUCUCCUGGAGGGAGAAAUUGACACCUCUUACACCAAAGCCGACAACAGCGUCGUCGUCGCCACGGACUCCAUCAAGAACACGAUCUACAUUCUCGCGAAGCAGAACCCCGUGACGCCGCCGGAGCUCUUUGGCUCGAUUUUGGGGAACCACUUCGUGACCACGUACCCGCACAUCCACGCGGCGCACACCUCGAUCGUCACGCACCGGUGGACGCGCAUGACCAUCAAUGGCAAGCCGCACCCGCACAGCUUCCUGCGCGACGGCGAGGAGACGCGCAACGUGCAGGUGGACGUGGUCGAGAAUGCCCAGGGAAUCAACAUCGACAUCCGCUCCGCGCUGGCCAAGCUGACCGUGCUCAAGAGCACCAACUCGCAGUUCUGGGGGUUCGUGCGCGACGAGUACACCACGCUCCCGGAGACCUGGGACCGCAUCCUCAGCACCGACGUCGACGCCACCUGGCAGUGGCAGCGGUUCGCGGGGCUCGAGGCCGUCCGCGCCGCCGUGCCCCGCUUCGAUGCCACCUGGGCCGCCGCCCGCGAGAUCACCCUCAAGACCUUCGCCGAGGACAACUCGGCCAGUGUUCAGAACACCAUGUACAAGAUGGCCGAGCAGAUCCUUGAGCGCCAGCCCCUGCUCGAGACGGUCGAGUAUGCCCUGCCCAACAAGCAUUACUUUGAGAUUGAUCUGAGCUGGCACAAGGGCCUCAAGAACACCGGCAAGGAUGCCGAGGUGUAUGCACCCCAGAGUGGACCCAAUGGUCUCAUCAAGUGCACGGUUGGUCGCAAGUCCAAGGCCAAGUUGUAGUGCAGUGUAAUUCUUUGGUCUUGCUAUUGCUAUUGUCGUUUUUUUUUUUUUCC
Aspergillus uvarum CBS 121591 is the source of this 1377-nucleotide messenger RNA. RefSeq names its product urate oxidase. Gene Ontology annotation, molecular function: urate oxidase activity. The transcript is spliced from 3 exons. Gene Ontology annotation, biological process: purine nucleobase catabolic process; urate catabolic process. Gene Ontology annotation, cellular component: peroxisome. The coding region runs from base 407 to 1324 and encodes 305 amino acids. The record is from RefSeq and is a predicted model, not a curated record. Lineage: Eukaryota; Fungi; Ascomycota; Eurotiomycetes; Eurotiales; Aspergillaceae.